CGUAAGACAACCACGGCAUCCAAGAUUUGCGACGACGUUUUAAUUCCUACAACAUCUGAUCUUCAGUAGACUCUUAUCGCAUAGAUUUAUUCCUGUAACGUAACAACAACUCCGCCUCAGUUACGACCAUGUCUGUGCCGGAGUCCAAGUAUCUGAGCCCCGUGUGGCGGGAUGGAAUAUUCGACGGUCGCGUCGUCUUCGUGACGGGCGGCGCAGGCACCAUCUGCAGCAUGCAGACGAGAGCGCUGGUCCGGUUGGGUGCAAAUGCUUGCAUCAUCGGGAGGAGCGUGGAGAAGACCGAGGCAGUGGCCAAGGACAUUGCCACGGUGAGGGCCGGCGCAAAGGUCCUGGGCAUAGGAGGCUGUGACGUCCGCAAAGUUGAGAGCCUGCAAGCUGCAGCAGACCGAUGCGCGCAGGAACUGGGAGGCAUCGACUUUGUCAUUGCGGGAGCUGCAGGCAACUUUAUCGCCCCCAUCGAAGGCCUGAGCUCCAACGCCUUCAAGACCGUCAUGGAGAUUGACGUACUGGGCACGUUCAACACGAUCAAGGCGACCAUGCCGCACCUCCUGCGCAGCUCCAACCCGCGCAUCAUCUACGUGUCGGCUACGUUCCACUACACCGGGAUGCCGCUGCAGGCGCACGUGUCGGCGGCCAAGUCGGCCGUGGACUCGCUCAUGGGCAGCGUGGCCCUCGAGUACGGCCCGCGCGGCGUCACGAGCAACGUCAUCGCCCCCGGCGGCAUCGCGGACACGGAGGGCCUCGCACGGCUGGGCAGCGGCGCUGCCGCCGAGCAGGCCGAGUACGCCAAGGGCAUCCCGUCUGGGCGAGUGGGCACGGUGAGGGACGUGGCGGACGCGACAGUGUUCCUGUUCAGCGACGCCGGCAGCUACGUCAACGGGCAGACGCUACCGGUAGACGGAGCAGCAUGGCGACGGCAGGGAGCUAUCAGCGUGGGCGUUGACAAGGAGAUGGUGUAUCCCGAUUUCCUGCUCAAGGGGCAGAUCUCGCAGCAUCUCAGGGAUCCCCGCAAGGAGGGCGGCAACGGCAAGCCUAAGUUGUGAUAUUGGAAAGCCAAAACUCAACCAAUAACAGGAUUCGGUUUCAUGGUCUAGUUGGUUAUGGCAUCUCGCUCACACCGAGAAGGUCUCCGGUUCGAGCCCGGGUGAAACCAAUCUUUUUUUGCACUUUUUGUGCUUGUGGUGGAUGCUGUGGAUGUUACGUGGGAAUGCUUUUUUGUUAGUGCGCCGUGAUGGGUCAGGAUGCCGAGGUCGGGGUGUGGUGGAGCUGCGACUAGAGAAUUCCGGGAAAGAUAAACAUGGGUCGGGGCUUUCGAGCACGGGUAUCGUCUUAUAUCGCGGGUGAGUUGGUCAGACUCACCCGGGCUCUGGGCUGCCGGAGAUGCGUGAAUCGCAUAUGGAGAGUAGACACAGAAUCGAUAGACACACUUGCGUGCCGUGUUCCGAGUCCGCGGAGUCGCUUGAUCGUGGAGCCCAAAACAUCUCCGUACUGGGAAAGGUGACAAUGCAAUCGUUGAUAGGG
This is a messenger RNA of Ilyonectria robusta, 1539 nucleotides long. RefSeq lists its product as uncharacterized. The record is from RefSeq and is a predicted model, not a curated record. Gene Ontology annotation, biological process: fatty acid catabolic process. Gene Ontology annotation, molecular function: 2,4-dienoyl-CoA reductase (NADPH) activity. Lineage: Eukaryota; Fungi; Ascomycota; Sordariomycetes; Hypocreales; Nectriaceae. The coding region runs from base 129 to 1061 and encodes 310 amino acids. The transcript is spliced from 4 exons.